Molecule: messenger RNA, 933 nt
Organism: Strigops habroptila (Kakapo)
Lineage: Eukaryota; Metazoa; Chordata; Aves; Psittaciformes; Psittacidae
Product: serine/threonine-protein kinase pim-1-like
Exons: 7
Coding region: 1-918 (305 amino acids)
Biological process (GO): protein autophosphorylation
Cellular component (GO): cytoplasm
Molecular function (GO): protein serine/threonine kinase activity; ATP binding
Source: RefSeq, a predicted model, not a curated record
AUGGUGAAACUGAUGACUGUAAUGACUGAUGAGAGGCUGGAUCUCUCACAAGAACUUCCAGACCUGCCAGUAACAAUUCAGGCCGGCACCCUUGAGGACAACAGUGAAAAACGAGAAGAAACAGGAUCUCAAGAGGAAGGCACAAUCGCAUCUGAAGGAUCUAACGUUAGCUGGGUGAUCUUCAGGGUGGCGAUCAAACUCGCGGCUCGGGAGCGAAUCUCCUCAUGGGGAGAGUGGCCCAGUGGCACUGGCAUUCCAAUGGAGAUAGCAAUGAUGAGGAAGGUGCGCUCCGGCUGCAGUGCCAUCAUCCAGCUCUUCGAUUGGUUUGAGCUGCCCGACUGCUUCCUGUUGGUGCUGGAGCGUCCAGACCCAUCGCAGGAUCUCUCUGGCUUCAUCGAAGAGUGGAGGUUCUUGCCCGAGGAUCUGGCGCGGGGCAUUUUCAUGCAGGUGCUGGUGGCUGUGCGGCCCUGCCAUGGCUGCAGUGUCUUGCACCGAGACAUCAAGCCCAAAACCAUCAUUCUCAACCUGGCCACUGGAGAAGUCAAGCUCACUGACUUCCGUUGCAGCACCCUCCUCAGGGUCGCGGUGUACACCAAAUUUAGUGGAACAUCUGUGUACUACCCACCAGAGUGGUUCCGCUACCACUGGUACCACGGCCGUCCGGCGGUGAUCUGGUCCUUGGGUGUGCUGCUGUAUGAGAUGGUUUGCGGGGUCGUCCCCUUCCGGCACUGCAAGGACAUCAUCCACGGGCAGCUUUUCUUCCGCAGCAGGUUCUCCCCAGAAUGCCAGCACCUCAUCAGGUGGUGCUUGUCCAUGCGCGCUUGUGACAGACCAUCGCUGGAGGACAUGUUCAACCACCCUUGGCUGCAAAGAUCCUCCUGCCCCAGGAGACAGCCACCCUCCACCAGCACAGCCUGAGCCAGCAGCUGGGCA